Cyprinus carpio (common carp) is the source of this 1470-nucleotide messenger RNA. RefSeq names its product podocalyxin-like. Gene Ontology annotation, biological process: negative regulation of cell-cell adhesion; cell migration; regulation of microvillus assembly. Bases 1 to 1470 code for a protein of 489 amino acids. Gene Ontology annotation, cellular component: apical plasma membrane; microvillus membrane. The record is from RefSeq and is a predicted model, not a curated record. The transcript is spliced from 12 exons. Lineage: Eukaryota; Metazoa; Chordata; Actinopteri; Cypriniformes; Cyprinidae.
AUGCAUCCCUCCUCUGACCUGAACCCUGCAGAAAAUGAGUGUGGUGAGCUGAAGAGAACAAGCACCAACUCUGAAGGAUCUGCAGAGAUUCUGGAUGAAGGAAUGGUCUCUGAUCUCUUGUCAGGUUUUGCCAGCCCUGAGAUCUGCCACACAGCACGUCACUCCAGACGACUCCGCGUAUUCAAUACAUCACAAUCCGUGCAGCCAAGGAAACCCAGCAAAACUCUGCCCCCCAAAUCCCCGGACCCUCAGGGUGGGAGUAUUUGUAAAGGCUUCCUUGUGUUGCAUAAGGUUUCCUCCAUCCUCUACUGUCAAGAAAGCCUCAACAUUUCAAUCAGCCAAAAUAUACUGACUGCAACAAAGUAUCCUUUGGCAGUGCUCUGGUCUGGAUGCGGCCUGACAGAGCUGUCUUACACAAGGCUUGGGAAAGUACAGAACAUCCCUGUUCCCAGGGAAGGCACCCUCCUGCAAGGCAUGCAGUGCAAUGCUAAUGAUAAUUCAACUGCAGCCUUAAAUGGGUCCACUUUAUCCACCGUGGUUGCCACUACAGCAGAUUCCACUAAAUCCACCGUUCCUCUCACCUCAUUGAAGUCCACUACACAAGCACCGACCACUAAAGCCACUUCACCAGCUCAGACUGGGCCAUCUUCAACAGUGGCUUAUCAAGACCCAGCCAAUAACACAACCUCACAAAAUGUUCUUGUCACAACUCAAAUCACAACAAUUCAACCCACUACACCCAACGCAGGCACUACUCUUACAACCUUCAACAACAGUCCUCAAACUUCACCUACAACUCUCAUCGCAACCGAUCCCAACCAAACUGAAUUACCAACAACAGAAUCAGACUCUAAAUCUACUGCUUCUCAAAGUCUUGGGACAACUAAAGCACAAACAACUACUGCCUCGAUCAUACCAGGCCAGCGAAUUGAUGAAGAUAUUACAACUAACACUCCUGAAGAAAUCUUUAAUUAUUCCUUUGAUCCAAGCAACAGCACGGAGUAUUCCUUUGAUCCAAGCAACAGCACGGAGAAGAACAAUGUGCGUCAAACCUGUAAGACGCUGGGUCAGAAGAUGAAAGGAAAUUGCACCGUGACCGUGGAAAUUCACGACAAACGAUUAAUUGCAACAGUAACAAUAGAUGGUGAGGGAAAUGCCGACCAAAAGAUACCGCCAGAUAACUACAAACCUAUAGAACCUGUCAGUGGAGUUACAGACAGUGAUAAUUUCCAGAAAGAGGAUGUAAUAGUGGUCAGAAUUACCAGACACGUUGAUCAACACCUGACAGAAGAGCUGCAGACAGUGGAGAACGGUUAUCAUGACAAUCCUACACUGGAGGUGAUGGAGGUACAGCCGGAGAUGCAAGAGAAAAAACUGACAAUGAACAGGGAGUUCAACGACAGCUGGAUCGUCCCCAUAGACAACCUGCUGAAAGAAGACAUACCUGAUGAAGAAGACACACACUUGUAA